Aquila chrysaetos chrysaetos is the source of this 1057-nucleotide messenger RNA. RefSeq lists its product as uncharacterized. The record is from RefSeq and is a predicted model, not a curated record. NCBI's taxonomy places the organism in Eukaryota, Metazoa, Chordata, Aves, Accipitriformes, Accipitridae. The transcript is spliced from 4 exons. The coding region runs from base 23 to 1057 and encodes 344 amino acids.
UCUCCCGGCCUGUAUCCUGUUAAUGAAAGAGAUUGCCCUCUGUUCGCGAGGCACCUCUGGCCGCCAGAUUAGCGCAGCUGAGCAACCCCGCUCCUCAACACUGCGCCAUCUGCACCGACCGUUGCGGCUGGGACCGGGCAGUGCUGCAGCAGUUCUCCAGCCAGGGAGGGUGGCUGGGGAAGCGGUGAACAGCCGGUUGCCUCGAAGCAAGCCCAGGGCUGGGUUCAGCUCUUCGGCCCGUGGUUCCCCCAGGCUGCUUUGGGAGAGGAGAGCUCGUCCUCCGGCGCUGAGGCUCCUUUCCGUUUGGGUUUGGGGCUUUUCCUUUCCUUUCCUUUCCUUUUUCCUCCUCCUCUUGAGCAGAAGGACUCUCGGUGGCCCCCGAGAGCCGCGGGCGGUGGCGGUGCAGCGGCUCCGGGAGCCAGUUUUGGGGCAAGGCCAGUGCUUGGGGCGAGUCAGCGUGCGGGGCGAGAUGCUGAGCGGCGGCGGCACCGGGAGCUGCGCCGUGCCGACGCCGACGGGACUGCGCCCGCCCGGGGUCCGGAGCGGCUCCCGCCGCCCCAGCGGCACCCCUGGGACUGCCCGAAGGAGGGGCUCAGCCCCCCCCGACCCCCCGUGCUGGGGACCCCCCGACGGGGACCUCACCCUGCACCUUCUGCAAGGCAGACCCGGAAAGGUCUGUCCUUGUCCCAGGGGCUGCGUGCUGCUUUCUGCGUGGGGCCGUGUCCGUGAGUCCUGCAGGGACCUGUCUGUCCUGGCUUCCCCACCAAAGGGCUGCUUCCCCUGGGGAAGGGGACAGGGCAGUCGCUCCCGUUCCCGUUCCCGUCCCCCCCCACCAUCGCCUGCCCCGCUGGUGGUGACUCGGGCCUGGGGGUGGCUGGGUUCCCCUCGGGGCUCGCCGGCUCGGAUGUGGGGCUCAGCGGGGCUUUUGCACCUCUUGGGUGCUGUUUCCCGGUGCCCCCCGCGCUCCCUCCCCGUCCCACACAGGCACGGAGCGGUUCUGGGGAAAGAGCUUUUAAUCGAAAAGACAAAAGAAAAGGUCCCACCAAAGCUGCUCUAA